Molecule: messenger RNA, 1676 nt
Organism: Amyelois transitella
Lineage: Eukaryota; Metazoa; Arthropoda; Insecta; Lepidoptera; Pyralidae
Product: cytochrome P450 CYP12A2
Exons: 9
Coding region: 113-1642 (509 amino acids)
Molecular function (GO): heme binding; oxidoreductase activity, acting on paired donors, with incorporation or reduction of molecular oxygen; iron ion binding
Source: RefSeq, a predicted model, not a curated record
AAUAAUUUAGUAUUCGUCAUAGCGUAUGUGAAUUUACACGUACCUAUUUGAUGUGAAAUUUGUGUUAAUAACAUACUUACUUAUAGAUGUAAUAAAGAUAGCUUGAGUCGUAAUGAAUUACAAGGCAAUUAGUAAGUCUAUAGACAUACACAGAAGGUUAAUAAAUAUAAGACAUGGCGUCCAGCGGUCGUACUCGUCAGGCCAGCCGAAGCCAUUCGAAUCAAUACCGGGGCUCUCGUCUGUACCUGUCUUGGGUACUCUGCACCAUUUUCUGCCUGUUAUAGGUUCAAUAGGAUCCAAUUUGAAUUUAGUUCAAACCUUUCAAGUCUUGAACGAGAGAUAUGGCUCAGUAGUAAAAAUGGAUGGAUCAUUUUCUAAACCGAGUAUGCUUCUUCUUUUUGAGCCUGAACUUUAUGAGCAGGUGUUUAGAGCUGAGGAAAGUAAUCCAAUACGGCCUGGACUGGAAGCUCUGGCUUAUUAUCGGGAACAGUUGAGAAAAUCCACUUUAAAAGGUGUUACUGGACUAACGGCCUCGCAAGGAGAUAGCUGGAGAAGUUUUCGAACCAAGGUAAAUCCUGCGUUAUUGAAAAUUAAGCUACUGAAAUUAUAUGCGCCAGCAUUGGAGGAGAUUUCUAAAGAAAUGGUAGACAGGCUAAUCAGACUUCAUAGGGAGGGCGAUUACCUAAAAGAAAAUUUUGAUCGAGAGGUGAUAAAUUGGGCUUUGGAAUCUGUCGCCUUCAUUGGUAUGGACACAAGGCUGGAUUGUUUGACCGAUAAGCUUGGUCCUGACAAUCCCAGUAAAAAACUGAUGAAGUGCGCAACGGACAUACUAGAUUUGUCAUUCAGUUUGGAAACCCUGCCGACUACUAUGUGGAAGAAGUACCCAACCAAAACAUUAAAGAAGCUCGUGGAGGCAUUCGACUUGCAAUGGCAAAUAAGUAGCCAAUACGUCGAAGAGGCCGAGAAACGGAUAAAUGAACGAGGUUACGACGUCCCCGAGGAAGAGAAGACCAUAGUUGAGAGGCUACUAGCCGUUGAUAAAACAGUGGCUAUCAUGAUGGCAACCGAGAUGCUGCUCGCUGGUGUAGACACUGUAUCGUUUACUUUGAUCUCGCUUUUGUACGACUUGGCCAUGAAUCCUGAAAAGCAGGAGAAACUUCGCGAAGGGCUGUUUGCUGAGAAACCAAGCAAGCGAUACCUGCGAGCAUGCAUGAAAGAGUCGCUUCGAUUGUCGCCCGUUGUUGCGAUCAAUGUUAGAAGGACGGGAAAGGAACACGUUGUAGCCGGUUACCACGUUCCGAAAGGGAUUGACGUGAUUGCGCCAAAUGAAAUUCUGACCAAUUCAGAUAAAUUCUUUCCAAGAGCAAAAGAAUUCUUGCCGGAAAGAUGGCUUGUGGAUAAAAGUGAUCCCUUAUACUACGGAAAUGCACACCCUAUGACUAGUUCACCAUUUGGAUUUGGUAUAAGAUCAUGUAUAGGUCGUCGGAUAGCAGAGUUAGAGAUUGAGACAUUUGUAGAGAAACUGCUGAGAAGUAUUAAAGUGAAAUGGGAAGGACCCCCUCUAGAAGUCACAACAAGAAUUAUGAAAGUUCAUAUCAAACCAUUUGGUUUCAAAUUUGAAGUUAUACCUAACAGAAUUUAACUAAAAUAUAUUUAUACAAUUUUUAUUGUCUUUU